UAAGAGCUAGUUUGGUUGCAGCAUGGCGCUCACUUCAGGUUCUGGUAUUCCUCCAAAAACUUGGCAGCCGCCUAAUGUAACCUUAGAAACAACCAUGGGCACUAUUGUGGUUGAACUUUACUGGAAACAUGCUCCAGCAACAUGCAGGAAUUUCGCAGAACUGUGCCGGAGAGGAUACUAUAAAAAUGUGAAGUUCCACAGAAUAAUCAGAGAUUUCAUGAUACAAGGAGGGGAUCCCACUGGGACAGGUAGAGGAGGGGCCUCCAUAUAUGGUCAAAAGUUUAACGAUGAAAUUCAUGAAGACUUGAAACACACAGGUGCAGGUAUUUUAUCAAUGGCAAAUAGUGGUCCAAAUACAAACGGAAGUCAGUUCUUCAUUACCUUAGCACCGACUCAGUGGCUUGAUGGAAAGCAUGCAAUAUUUGGACGUGUCAGUAGUGGAAUGGGAGUAGUCAAGAGGAUUGGGAUGAUGGAAACGGAUUCAAAUGACAGACCAACUGAAGAUAUCAAAAUUACAAACUGUUUUGUCACCCCCUCAUAAUCAAAACCAUUAAACCAUUAGUUAAUUACCAUUGAACAGUUUCACCCAACCAUUCACUGAAAUGAGUUUUCACAACAUGUAAUUGCAUGUACAUUUAAAAUAAAUAUACAGUAAUUACUCAUUGCUUUUAUAACUGUGUAAUUCAGUUUGACUGGGGGGUAAUGGUUUUAAUCAUCGCUAGUUGAACAUGUGUCGCUAUCCACGAAGUUAUAUCUGGAGAGAAAUAGUGAUAAUAUUUAAGUGUUUCGGGUUGGGCACAACUAAGACGGCAUUUUAAUGCAUGUAUGGGAUUCAGAUUAUCCCUGUCACACCUGGUAGCUACUCCAUAUGAUGUGAUGUUCCCAUCUGCUAGAGUUUUUACUAGCAGAAUCUUCAUUUCAAUAAGUAAGUGAAUGAAACAGCAAAGUUCUCGUCACAACAACAUAGAAUUCCAUGGGGCAAAAGGCAAAUAGACAUGUCUGCAUUCAUGGACCAUUACAACUAAGCUGGCAGCUAGCCUUAGGAUCACUUUGUUGUUUCAGUCAAACGUAUUACCAGACAAGUAUGGGUCACAUGAUACUGUCUUUUCAGCAAACUCAAGCGACACACCUAGCUCUCGUGAGAAAAAGGCAUGUUUUUUAGGUCAAUGAUACCAGAUAAAGGCCAAUCGGAUUUCUUGAAAUGACCGCAAAAGAAGGUGGCAUUGAGCGACAAUAUUACCAUCAAGAAAACGUUGGUCAUUUGCAUGAGCCACUACCCUGCUUCCAGCUUGUGUUG
Liolophura sinensis is the source of this 1297-nucleotide messenger RNA. RefSeq names its product peptidyl-prolyl cis-trans isomerase-like 1. NCBI's taxonomy places the organism in Eukaryota, Metazoa, Mollusca, Polyplacophora, Chitonida, Chitonidae. Gene Ontology annotation, molecular function: peptidyl-prolyl cis-trans isomerase activity. The record is from RefSeq and is a predicted model, not a curated record. The coding region runs from base 23 to 541 and encodes 172 amino acids. Gene Ontology annotation, biological process: protein peptidyl-prolyl isomerization; protein folding. The transcript is spliced from 4 exons. Gene Ontology annotation, cellular component: catalytic step 2 spliceosome.